AUGUAAGAAAAGAAAAUUAAGAAAAACAGAAUUAUUCAUUCAUCAUUUUUAAAAUUACUUUAUUAAAUUCUUGAGGUUAAGUAAAUUAAUAAUAUAGAAUCAAGAGUAUGAAAAUACAAUACGAUGGAAUGAUUUUGGAGAUAAAUUUAUGAUUUUAGAUAAACCUACUUUUAUAUAAAAAAUACUACCAAAAUACUUUAGACAUUAAAAGUUUUCUAGUUUCUUAAGGUAUUAUAAUAUAUAAUUUAAGACAAUUAAAUCUCUAUGGAUUCCAAAGAAUAUGUACUGAAAGAAAUAAUUCUUGCUAUUACAACUUAUAAUUUAAUAAGUACAGCCCAAAUUUAUAAAUGAAAAAGAAACAAAAAACAUCAAAUUCAUAUUGCGAGCUUGAGACUUCAGUUUUGAAGAACUAAAUGAAUUAAAUAAAAAUGAAUCAAUAAAUAUUAAAAUAACAGAUAGAUGGAUGCUUAUAAUCUGUUGAUAAAAUGACUAGUUUAACUCAAUAUUUAUUAAAUGUAACAAUUACCUAAAUUUAAAUAGUUACUCUUCGAAAGUAAAAUCUAAACCUCUAAUUAGGCUAAAUCUAUAUUAAAUACAACCAUUAAAAUAUACACUGGAAUGUUGCCUCAAUUUUGUAAAUAAUUUAUAAUAUUUUUAAGUUCUAACAUUUUAAGAACUACUAGAAAUUACAUUUCCUUCUAGCGAAAUCUUAUAGCUUGAAAAUGCAAUCUCAUACUUCAAUAAUACCCCUAUUAUGCCUUAGGUUCACAUAUCAUUUCUCUAAAUAUUUAAUUAUUUAUCAUCCUAUUAUCCAGCCACUUAGUUUUCAAAAUAUAAUGAAGCCUUUUCAAAUAUUGAGAAGUCAUAUCGUAAUUUAGAGGAUUUUGCUUAUCAGCGUCAAUAAUUAAGAAUUUAAGAUUGAGUAAAUUGUAAGAACC
Messenger RNA from Paramecium octaurelia, 938 nucleotides. NCBI's taxonomy places the organism in Eukaryota, Ciliophora, Oligohymenophorea, Peniculida, Parameciidae. The record is from the annotation of a GenBank genome assembly.